Saccostrea echinata is the source of this 903-nucleotide messenger RNA. Its product is annotated as ryncolin-1-like. The record is from RefSeq and is a predicted model, not a curated record. Lineage: Eukaryota; Metazoa; Mollusca; Bivalvia; Ostreida; Ostreidae. The transcript has 8 exons.
AUGCCGAGGCGACAGUCUUUGGAGAAUUAUCAAAGGCAAAAAUUUGAGAUUGAAGUCCCGGAACGGAAAAGUUGUGAGUCAUUUGAUCCAAAGAGACGUGUAUUGGAAAAGAAAGGGCAUCAUCCUACGUGGAUGACACUGAAAGAAUCCAGUAUAAGAAAUGUUGAGUCUCUACUGAAGUUGACUCCCUGGAACUGGAAGCACGUGGACACAUCAGUCAAAGUGGAUACGCCAGUUUCUGUUGACAUUUCUCUUCUGUCCCACUAUAGACUCACUGGGAAACAUUUCAACAAGUACCAAAGACUUCGAAAGCAAAGAGAUUGUGCAUCGAUUUUAAAAUUCAUACCCAACACAAAAGGGAAAGAUGGCGUCUACAGUAUUUAUUCAGAUAUGAAGACAAAGAAGCUCGUGUACUUUGACAUGAGUACGGAUGGAGGGGGCUGGACGGUUAUUCAGAUGAGGAUUGAUUUUUAAAGAUCUUGGGAUUCGUACAAAGAAUGAUUUGGGAAUGUGGAGGGGGAUUUCUGGCUAGGGAAUGAGCCCAUUCAUUUACUCACUAAAAGGAAACGGCAUGAACUGAGAGUGGGCAUUCGGAAAUUUUCGGGUGAAAAGACUUUUGCAAAAUACUCAACGUUUUCUCUCGGACGCGAGUCCCAGAAAUUCAAGUUGACAGCCAGUGGGUACAGUGGUACCGCAGGGGAUAGUUUAGCAUAUCAUAAUGGGAGACCUUUCUCCACGAUGGAUGCUGACAACGACUCAUGGAAGAAUUGCGAUCAUAGUGAUCUGAACGGACAAUAUCUCAAAUCUACAGUCAAAACGGAUCGUUGUGUUAAUUGGGAGCAUUUUGGAAAAGAAGUUGUUUGCUUGAAGACUGCAAAAAUGAUGAUUAGGCCCAAAAGUUAA